Messenger RNA from Pelobates fuscus (common spadefoot toad), 3398 nucleotides. RefSeq names its product heparin binding growth factor (gene HDGF). NCBI's taxonomy places the organism in Eukaryota, Metazoa, Chordata, Amphibia, Anura, Pelobatidae. Bases 23 to 811 code for a protein of 262 amino acids. The transcript is spliced from 7 exons. The record is from RefSeq and is a predicted model, not a curated record.
CAGUGAGCCCCCGGCUCCCAGCAUGUCCCGCUCCAACCGGCACCGACAGCAUCAGCGCGGGGACCUCGUGUUCGCCAAGAUGAAGGGAUACCCGCACUGGCCGGCCCGGAUUGAUGAGGUUCCAGAGCCUGCUGCAAAAUCCGCUGCUAAUAAAUAUCAAGUGUUCUUUUUUGGGACUCAUGAAAAGGCGUACCUCGGUCCUAAAGAUAUCUUCCCUUACGAAGAGAGCAAGGAGAAAUUCGGCAAAGCAAAUAAAAGGAAAGGUUUCAGUGAAGGCCUCUGGGAGAUUGAGAAUAAUCCCACAGUAAAAGCGUCUGGCUGCCAGCCAUCUCGGAAAAAGAGGUCCUCGGCGAAAGCCACUGGGCAGGAAGCUGAAAAGGAUGAUGACCAGACCACCCCGAAGAAAAGCCCCAAGGCAAAUGUUGAUGACGAAGAGGAGGAUGAAGAGGAGAAACCAGAGGGGGAUGGUGAGAAGAAAGGAAAUGCUGAAGGCAGCAGCGACGAGGAAGGGAAGUUAGUGAUUGACGAGCAGUCCAAAGAGAGGAACGAGAAAGCUGCGGCCAAACGGAAAGCAGAGGACUUGGCAGAGAGUUCCCCAAAAAGAGCUAAAGCCGACGAUGACCAGGAAGCUGAGCAGCCCGAAAAGGAGGAACCCCCAAAAGGAACCACAAACCAAACGCCAGAGGCAGAUAGAGAGGUUAAAGAACAGAACAGUGAGCCCAUCAAAGCUGCAGAACAUGUAGAACAGGGAACAGCAGGAGACAAGCCUGCUGCAGAGGAGGACAGCAGAAAGGAGAAAGAAAGUGUGUAGCUGUCAUCAUCCAAUUCCAUCCCAGCUGGGCAGAAACGUAACAUCCUUUACCUUUUCUGGGAGUCCUGGGUGAUUUCACAAAAAAUAAACAGGGAAUAAACACUUCAUCAUCAGUUUGCAAGAUCUGCAACCCGUUCACCAACAUGGCAGCAUCUCGUUGUGGAGGGGAUAUCUGCAAACCGGUUCAUCACCUGCAAUCACAUCAAUAUACGUGAAAACAAUUGCUUUUUAUUGUAGCUUUUAGGCCACCCGUGUAAUCCCAGUAUCUCUGCUUCUCACUGCCAGGGGUCCUGGUAAGCUUGGCCCAGUUUCUCGCCAUUCAGCAUUUGGUGCCUGUUCUGUUUGUUGCUCAUGACUAGGCUUCUGCUCCUCGCCUUUUUUGGGGGGAGAAAAUUCUCUGCAAAAGGUUUUAGCUCUCUGUAGUUUUAAGGUAAAGCAGUUUCCAUCGCAGUGCUACAUCUGAAUAUCUUGGCUGGCUUCUGCUUAUAAACUGGGGUUAUACAAAGAUCAAGUGCUGAAACAGAAGGUGCUACAGACAAUAGAACAGAGUGGAUCCAAAGGGAAGUAUAUCUCUAUAUCUAGACAGGAGUAUGUGUAGAGAUCCGCUCACAUUGGAUAGAGCAUCACACCAGCUCUACCAUAUUGAACCUGGGCGGCACAAUCUGCAACAUGUAACACAGAAAUCCUUUCCGAUAAGGUUUUUAUGUAAAAUUGUUUGUUUUUAUUUGUAAUCUAAUCUCCUAUUUUUUUUUUAUUAUUAUGCUCCUGGAUUCCUUCUCAUCUGUGAGCACACUAUUCCAGUCAUAUCCAUAGUGGGGAUAUUAUCCACUAAAGCCUCGAGGACUGAAUAAUACCUAAAAAUGCUCAGAAAUAUUCUUUCCUACACUGCUCAGAGAUCACUACAUUUUACAUGAUACCGCUGAUUACAUCUGACUCAAAAAUAUCCAAGAGCGGGGAUUGUACCACUAUAUACUGAUCUAUUGGAGCCAUUCAAAGCUCUGCAUCAUGUGAGUGCAUAAACUAUAUACUUACACCAUUAUCCAUACUGCACUAAACACUAUUCCUGUGUUCUGCUCUGUUACGUAUCUUUAUUGUAAGAAUACAUCCUUCUAUCCUCAGACGGGCAUUGUUCCGCCCAGGUUUCAUAUAUUAGAGCUGGUGUCAUGCUCUCUACACCUAUUACUGUCCAGAUAGAGAUAUACGCCACCAUUGGCUCCUCUCUGUUCUUUUGUUUUACAUCCCUACCCAUCUGAAGCGCAGCAAACUACCUUUUGUAAACUGUUACCUUCUAAAAGCAGGGAGGUUGCUGCAGGCAGGGUAGGUCAGUCUGUCCAUUCAUGAGCUCUGUCAUCUCAAUUAUUUUUUUUUGAUUGCUUUCUGAUGUCAGCACGUCUAUGCAGAAUGACGGGUUUAAGUGGCCAUUUUCUAUUGCAUCCUUGACAUCUUGUUAAAACCGGUCACCGGAAACCCUAUUAGUAUGGUCCACAGUGCGUUGACCCCAAAGUGUGGCUACAAUAUGUGCAAUGGCUUUCUGUAAAAUCCCAUGGCACGUUACCGGUUUACGUAUGAAGUGGGCUGUGCCACUAUAUUUCCAGUGUUUUUAACGUUUUUAUUCCAAUUUAACUUGCUAAGAAUUGACUCCCCCUUCCCCCACAGUAUUUUAAGGUUUCAUUGAGAUUAUUUUAGUGAUUGCAUUAAGUGAAUGCUAUUAAUUCCCAUAGGAUUUUAAUAUUCAUCUGUUUGAUAAUGCUUUCCUGCCUCUGUAUGUUUUUGGAAUCCUGAUAAAUGGUGAUCUAAUGAUUUAAAUGACUCUUGCAUUAUGGUAACGUACAUGAAUUUAGAAUGUUAGUACUCUCCUCCACUAAACAUGCAAGGUGUAAUCCGUGAUUACAUAAUGCCUACAAGCUAAUCGCCUUAUAACGAGAUCAGUAUUCUCUAAAUGGGUCUUUUUUAAUAAUUUUGUCUCCUGCAUCACUAAUCACUGUUUAAACAUUAAAAUAGACGGGGUCUCGCCUUUGGAUACAUUCUCCCUUCUGCCCCGGCGCCAUUUACUCCAGUAUGCCGCCAGUUGCUGCUUGCAGCCCGUGUUUAAUACAUUGGUUUGCUUCUCACCAUUAACCAAGCGCUGACUGAUUCUGCCGCUAGCAGGUUAGCGAGUGCUCCAUGUUUCUCCGCUAAUACAAGGUUGCAGUCUGAUACAAAGAUAAUUCAUCGCUUAAUCCGCUUCAUAAAAAACUGCUUUAAACAGAUUUGAAAAUACAAAAAUAGAAUACAAUUUUGUAGUUAACAUUUGUAAUAAAAAGAAACAAAAAUGUAAAAAAAAAUCUGCUUUUUUUUCUGUAUUUUCCAUGACUUUGAAGAGUUGCUGGAUUUGUUUGUAUUUUCCCUCCAUAUGUCAGAGUUCUUUCUUGCUACGUGAUGUAAUCAUUGAAUUUGUAACAUAGAGAGAUCAAUACAUGGCCUAGCAAUCUCUUAUUUUUGUUUAUGCAGCUGUAAUGAAGGCAGUUGUUUAUAAUGUAGCUUUUGGUAUAGUUCUGAAAACUGUAGACGUCAGUUCUUUAGGACAAAUAAACAGAUUAUUAUUGUA